Pelobates fuscus (common spadefoot toad) is the source of this 1859-nucleotide messenger RNA. RefSeq lists its product as uncharacterized. Bases 81 to 998 code for a protein of 305 amino acids. Lineage: Eukaryota; Metazoa; Chordata; Amphibia; Anura; Pelobatidae. The record is from RefSeq and is a predicted model, not a curated record. The transcript has 10 exons.
AGGAAUUUCGGACUAGUUUCCUAACAAUAAUCAAGUAGAGAUCUUGGUGUCCCCAGUCAGGUUUUGCAGAACUGGGAGCCAUGAAGCUGUGGGUGCUGUGUGGAUAUGUCUCUCUGUGCAUCGUGGUAGUGGCUGCGUCGGAUGUCUCGCGGACUAGUAUCUCUAAACUAGUUGUUGGUACCCAGGGUAAAGCAAAAGAGGACUACGAUCGUGAUGAUUUCAAUGGCGGUUAUGGGCCUCUCGGGACUUUAGUGGCCAAUGACCCACAUGAAGGAGGACUUCAUAAAGUGAGGCCCAAGAGGAAUAGUGACAGUAGCAAAAAAACCAAGCCUCCUCGGAGAACCGGAGGAUAUUCGUUGAUAGCACGGCCACAAAAACAGGAACCAACAGAUGUGAAGAUGAGGCGAAGCCGGGAUACCACAACAGCUCGUCCAAAAUAUUCUGGAAGAUAUUCUUUACUUUUGGCACCACCAACUCUACAGCAAAAAGCAAGGAUAAAGAGACAAGACAAGGCUUCUAAAAAAAAGCGCGAGAAGUGUACUGGAUGCUUCUCAGCUCUGGUGCGUCAAGAGAAAAAGGAUGAAAAAUUUGUACUUCAAAAAGCAAGAACAAAGAGGGAACACGUAUUUACUGGAAAAGCCAGCAGAAAGUGUGAUGACUGCGACACAGCCCUGUCAGCAAAAAACGAUGAAAUGGUAUCUCAGCCAUCGAGGAGGGGAAGACAUCAUAAAGACAGAAGAAGAGGCAAGAUACAUCACACAGCAGAGCCUGACCGUUUCAGAGCAGGAAAAUACAGCCCUAUGUCACUACGUCCUGAUUCAGGAAGGAUAAUGUCCAUUCCAGCAAAUGGCAGCAGUGCUCAGGAGAACAGGCGAUCAGAGCGGAAGAAAGGCAGGAGGCUCCACAAGGAGCGACAUCAUGGGAAAAACAGACAUGUGGGACGCCACUCUGAACCACCUGAGGAUAUUGACAAGGAGAUCCAAGAAAGGCUUCAGUGACCCGCAGGGGCGGCCAUUGUGGACAUUUAUAGGAAGGAAUCGCUUGUCUACGACUUGUAACGCCGUCCAUCGCUUAUCUUUUUAUACAAAUAGAACACUAAAGAAACACAUGCUUAUCUUAAUGGAGCGGCUCCCACUCUACGGGUUAAUCUACCAAACCGUGACUUGAUGCCUGAGGCCAAAACAGGCCUUAGAGAUUCUCUUUUUAUGUUUAAUAUAUUGGUGUAAAAUUUGCAAGCCAAUUGUCAGCCCACAAUUUCCCUUGUAUGUAAUGAUUCUGCACGGUCUCCCCAAAUUCCAGGACCCCCUGUCCAAAGUGGAAAAUAUGGCCGCUGUGUAUUAUGAAUAAACAACCACAAAUCGAACAGGAACUCAAAUGGCUAAAUCACAAGCAGAAUGCCCAGCAUUAAAGCAAAUUCACCCUCAGCCAGCCCAAGGCCACCGACAAUGUACCUACCCCUGCCCUGCAGCACCUUCUCACAAGGUAUGUCACCCUCAGCCAGCCUAAGGCCACCAACAAUGUACCUACACCUGUCCUGCAGCACCUUUUCACACGGUAUGUCACCCUCAGCUAACCCAAGGUCACCAACAAUGUACCUACCCCUGUCCUGCAGCACCUUCUCACACGGUAUGUCACCCUCAGCCAGCCUAAGGCCACUAACAAUGUACCUACCCCUCUCCUCUCUGCACCUUCUCACAUGGUAUGCACAGAUGGUAAUGUCACUAUGUUUUAUAGGAAUUUGUAGCAAAUGUAUAGUUAUAACCAACAGGAGUUCAAUGCUGGGAAUUUCUAAAUCCUGAUGCACCAAGACUCCCCUAGGCUCCUGCAUGUAUACUGAAUCAGCUACUGUAUCUCAUAGG